Molecule: messenger RNA, 819 nt
Organism: Perkinsus marinus ATCC 50983
Lineage: Eukaryota; Perkinsozoa; Perkinsida; Perkinsidae
Exons: 2
Coding region: 1-819 (272 amino acids)
Source: RefSeq, a predicted model, not a curated record
AUGGAACCUGUCGAACUCCGUCAGGCUGCGCCCCCAGUCUCCCCGGCAGCGGAGAUGCUGAAUGUCUUGGGUGUUCCGGUUGAUAUCGGGCCUUGUCUCGUUGACUGGCUCACCAGAGAUGACCUAGAUCGACUCGAGUUGAUUUCGAAGAUAAGUGAGAGCGACUGGAAGUCUCUCAUCGAAACUAACUUGGCGCUUCAAGAAGGCGACGUGGGCAGAGACUUCCCACGGCUCGAUCCUGCUCGAGCACAAGCAGCCAAGUUGUUCGGGCUGGCUAUGUCUGACGAGGCUCGUCGUGUGCUAGAACAAGGAUACGCGCAGACGAAAGCUGCGACGGCCUCGCCGGAUUAUGGUGCAUUGAAUUUGGUCAGAACGGCCAAUGCGAAACUCGGCUACAUUAGUCCUGACCUCCUCCCCGAUGUGAGAGUCCUGAACAAUAUGAUUAAGUCGCCUGCAGCUUACGUUGAAUUCAAGAACUUCGACGAGUCCCAUGCAGGGACGGCAACGAAGCAACGCAUCCGGCCCACGGUAACUGGGUCAGUAGUAGUGGUUUUAGAGGAGGUGAAAGAGGGCAAGGACAAAGAGAAUCCUACCCCCAGGUUCAGCAUGGGCAAGUGGAUGAUGCAGUUCGCCAGAUAUUCAACUGCACUUAUGGUUGUAGAUCCUGAGUGCGCUCAGAAUAGCACCGUAUUUUCGAGGUAUCAACUAGAGAUUGGCUAUUUGGCUGAUGAGUCCUCUUGUCGCGAUGCUCUUGAGGCCGACGCUAAGCAUCGAAUGUCUAUCUCGAAGCGAGUUAUGUCGGUUCAGAAGUUUCUUUGA